Messenger RNA from Polyodon spathula (Mississippi paddlefish), 2412 nucleotides. RefSeq names its product tetratricopeptide repeat domain 26 (gene ift56). Gene Ontology annotation, molecular function: protein binding; intraciliary transport particle B binding. The transcript is spliced from 18 exons. Lineage: Eukaryota; Metazoa; Chordata; Actinopteri; Acipenseriformes; Polyodontidae. Gene Ontology annotation, biological process: intraciliary anterograde transport; intraciliary transport involved in cilium assembly. The record is from RefSeq and is a predicted model, not a curated record. The coding region runs from base 306 to 2162 and encodes 618 amino acids. Gene Ontology annotation, cellular component: ciliary base; intraciliary transport particle B; ciliary basal body.
GAAUAUUUCUCCUGCUGAGUGUGAUGCGGAAUAAAGCGUCGUUUCUUUAUCGAGUAAAGGUUGCUGUUAGCUCGACUCCCUGCGGCGUUUUUAUGUUUAAUAAUAACCCGCUCAGUCCAGACGGGACUCCGGUCCCAGCCUGCGCCUGUGCAAAAAACAAAACCAAAAAUAAUCCCUUCUCCUGCACACUCAAUAAAGGAGUUCGUUUUUAAUUAUAAAACUCGAAUUUCACUUUCUAAAGGACUGAAAAUUAUAAAUCAAUAUUCUUAUUAUAAAAAGCAAAAUACUGAGCGAAGGGAUCAGGAAUGAUCUGCCUCGGGGGGGAACGAAGUUUCUCUGCAUUAGUGUUGUUAGCCGGACGAUGCCGACGUGUCCCGGUUCCGGUGAGGGAGUUUCAGGCGUUGCUAGGAGACGGGCUGCGUGGGUCUGAUUUUAUAAUAUUUAUUUUAUUAAGUUUUUCUCCUCAGAAGCAGCUUUAUCCCCAACAGCGUCUCAACAUGAUGCUGUCUCGCGUGAAGCCGGCGGUCGGGGGGGAGCCCGUUCAAGGAGACAAGAAAAAGAAAAAAGGGAAAAAAAUCCCCAAACUGGAGGAGUACAUGAGCCAGAGAGACUACAUGGGGGCUCUGACCCUGCUGGAGUUCAAGCGCAGUAUCGGGGAGAGAGAGGAGGAACUGGAUCUGUGGAUCGCAUACUGUGCCUUUCACCUGGGGGAUUACAAGAGGGCUAUGGAGGAGUACAGCUCCCUCUCUCUGAAGGAGGGCUGUCACCCUGAUGUCUGGGUCGGUCUGUCCUGCACGUACUUCUUCCUGGGCAUGUACAAGGAGGCUGAGGAGGCAGCACUGAAGGCUCCGAAGUCUCGUCUGCAGAAUCGGCUCCUGUUCCACUUGGCUCACAAGUUCAACGAUGAGAAGAAGCUGAUGAACUUUCACCAGAACCUGCAGGACGUAACCGAGGACCAGCUGAGCCUGGCCUCCAUUCAUUACAUGAGGUCCCACUACCAGGAGGCCAUAGACAUCUACAAGAGGAUACUGCUGGACAACAGGGAGUUCCUGGCCCUCAAUGUCUACGUGGCUCUGUGCUAUUACAAGCUGGACUAUUACGAUGUCUCUCAGGAGGUCCUGGCUGUCUACCUGCAGCACGUUCCUGACAGCACCAUCGCCCUGAACCUGAAAGCGUGCAACCACUUCCGCCUGUACAACGGCAAGGCAGCAGAGGCUGAGUUGAAGACUCUGAUUGAUAUCGCCUCCACCUCCUUCGACUUCGCCAAAGAGCUCAUCCGACACAACCUGGUGGUGUUUCGAGGAGGGGAGGGGGCUCUGCAAGUCCUGCCCCCCCUGAUUGAUGUCAUUCCUGAAGCCAGACUGAACCUCGUUAUCUAUUACCUGAGACAAGACGACGUGCAGGAAGCCUACAAUCUCAUCAAAGACCUGGAGCCUUCCACCCCACAGGAGUACAUUCUGAAGGGAGUGGUGAACGCAGCAUUAGGGCAGGAGAUGGGGUCGAGAGAUCAUCUCAAGAUCGCUCAGCAGUUCUUCCAGCUCGUGGGCGGCUCAGCCAGCGAGUGCGACACUAUUCCUGGAAGGCAGUGUAUGGCUUCGUGCUUCUUCCUGCUCAAGCAGUUUGAAGACGUCCUCAUCUACCUGAACUCUGUCAAGAGUUAUUUCUAUAAUGACGACAUGUUCAACUUCAACUACGCCCAGGCCAAGGCAGCCGUGGGAAACUACAAGGAGGCAGAGGAGGUGUUUCUGCUGAUUCAAAGUGAGAAGAUCCGGUCUGACUACACCUACCUGAGCUGGCUGUGCCGCUGCUACAUCAUGAAUAAGAAACCUCGCCAGGCCUGGGAGCUGUACCUGAAGAUGGAGACGUCGGCCGAGUCCUUCAGUCUGCUGCAGCUCAUCGCAAACGAGUGCUACAAGAUGGGUCAGUUUUAUUAUUCUGCGAAGGCCUUCGAUGUUCUGGAGAGGCUCGACCCGAACCCGGAGUUCUGGGAGGGGAAGCGGGGAGCCUGCGUGGGGAUCUUCCAGAUGAUACUGGCUGGGAAAGAGCCACGGGAGACUCUUCGGGAGGUGCUGCCUCUGCUCAGGAACACAGGGAACCCGCAGGUCGAGUACAUCAUCCGAAUCCUGAAGAAAUGGGGCAAAGAGAACCGGGUCGCUGUGUGAGGAGCACAACCAGAACCACACUGAGACACCCACACCAACACUACAGAACUGAACCCGAUGAAACCAGCCCCUUUACUAGAACACAGCGGACCAGCUGAGUGCAGCAGAACCAGCAGAACCAGUGUCUCAGGACUGCCCUGGGUUCUGUGUUCAGACUGGACUCCAGCUGGCUCUCAGAACGGCUGUUCCGACAUGCUUCUACUCUAAUGCCUGUGUGUAAAGAUACUGCAAUAAAAUGUUUUAUUUUCUA